AAAAGAAGGAGAGAAGGAAAGAGGAGAGAAGAAGCAGAGGAGAGAAGGAAAGACACCUGAAAUGAAUGUUUCCGUCCACAUUCUCUUGGCUGCUGUUUGUGCCGUGUCUUUCUCCAGUCCUCAGAAGGGCUUUGAUAAAUUUCUAGAUGAAGACUCUGACAGCUCUGGCGUUGACCCAGAUGGACCUAUUCGGGGGGAUGUGAAAGUGGUCCAGCUGCACCCCAGAUUUUUCAACCAGCGACCCCCCAUCUCUCUUUUCGGGCUUGGCGCCCCCAGGAGAAUCCUGACCCCUUUCCUGGGACUGGGGAGGGAGACGGUACCGGCCCGCAGCAGCCCUGGCUCUCUGCUCAAGCCCCGGCCUCACCUGCAGACCGGCGUUGGGGUGGAGAUGAGCAGGAAGCAGGGUAUGGAAAUGUGGAAGAAAGCCAUCCAGAGGGACAGCUUGGCCAAGGAAGGGCUCCCAGUGACUCUGAAGGAAGCCUCUCAGACUGCAUGCAGGGCUGUCUCCUUCAGACAGGUAAGCCUGGAUUUUGCAGGCAGUAAUGCCCCUUUCUUUAACCACUGGACCACGCAGCCUCCUAUGAAUUCUCAAUGUCUAAUUCGUUAUCUGCUAAAGCCAUGUAAUAAUAAGGUCAAUAAAGUUCAUUUUGUGACGCAUUUUGUUUGUUUGUUUUCUCCAUUUCAGCGUGUUUCUGCUCCGGGCUGCUUGACGGUCACUCUGCAAAACAAACUGUGUCUCGGGCUGUGCAGCUCUCUGUUCGUGCCCGCAGUCGGAGAUGCGGGGUCCGCUGGAGCGCGGCCGGAGCAGUGGGCUCUCUCCGCGUCCUGCUCCCGGUGCGCCCCGGUGAAGACCCGGACAGUGCUGGUACCGAUGCUGUGCGAGGGGGUCGAGAGAGUGCGGGAGAGGCGGGUCGCCGUGGUCGAAGAGUGCCAGUGCGAGAGCCAAAACAGAGGGACGGAAGAGACAUUGUUGCGGUCACUUCUCUUGAAACGCUAACACAGCACAACAACAAACUUUACUGUAAAGUAAAGGGGCCGAUUAGAAACCCUUUUCGCGUCAUACAUGGAGAACUUAUCUGACGAAUAUAAUAUAUAAUUUAGCAUUUUUCCCACCAGUAAUUCAAAAUGAAUUGCUUUGCAUUCGUAUGUGAUUUGUAUCAACCCCUCCCAGCGCUGGACGAAGGUCGAGUGUGCCUGAAUGUGUUUGAAAUGUUCUCUAUAGACGAGUGGCAUUUGCCACGGACUGUGUGUGUGUGUGUGUGUGUGUGUGUGUGUGUGUGUGUGGAUACUGUUUUGUGAAUUAUUUCCUUACACAGAUCAGUGCGGUUUGUCUUGAUAUUUAUAUUGCACGCAACGACAGGCAAAUGCAUUGCACUGUAUUUAAAUGCACGGUUAUUUAUUUCAAUAUUUUUCUUCAGCAUUAGAAAGUAAAACCAAACUGUAUUUUUGAGCAUAACAUGGCUGAACUGAUUCCGGUAAACGCCAGGUGGUGUCGUGCUUGUGUAGAUGUUAAAAUUCUUGUCUUGGCAAUGGUUAAGAUUGCCAGAAAAUAUGUAUUGAAUCCACGACCACCGGUUUAACAUAUGUAAGCUUUGCAAUAGGGCUGACUUGACUGCCUCCCUUUAAGAGGUCCUUGGACUGUGCUAUGACUUGCUGUUUGGCGCCCUCUUGUGUGCGCUCUUCGUAUUGCACGCCUUUUUUGUGUGUGUGUGUGUCUGUAAAUACCGGUCUCGGUUUUGUUCUUGUCGUGUUGUUUAAUGUUACACGCAAAGUAUAACGUGCUUGAAGCUGCGAUAUCAGUAAACUGUCUGUCCAAAGUAUGUGUGUUUUUUUUUUUUAAAUAAAUUAAAAAUCAUAAUACAUAUUGACAUUGUAAGUUUUUGUUUGAGUGUGUGUGAGCGAGUGAUACUAAGGUGAAAUGCAGACAAUGUCCAGCAGAUGGCGCUGAGCUGUCACCUGUGUUGCAGGUAGCAAGUAGUUUUAAACUGCCGAUGUAAUAUCUGAAAUGUCCACAUGGUGGAGACAAAACGCAGUUGUAGAUGCUGUGUGUCCUGCAGUGGAAAGCCCAAAGUGGAUUAAACCAGGAAAGGCAGAGUUAAACAAUACAUCCUAUUGCAGGCACUGCAGGGUAUUUUACUGCACUGUAUUGUGAAACACAAAAUAUGUCACAGUAUAUAGAUUUGUGUUGCCUGUCGUGCAUAUGGGAUAACAUGUUCAGUGUAUUUACAUGCGUGUGCUUGAAGCCUCAGUCCGGUCGUGCUUUGUCAUGUGUUUGUGCACAAUGGUGAACAGGGUGAACUCCACACCUUCAAAGGAUAUUACAGGACCAGCAGAAUAUAAAUAAGUAGGGGUUUGACAUAAGAAGUUAAUUUUACACAGCAGAGCUCCGAACCCCGGUCCUGGGACCCUUCUGUGUCUGCUGGCUUUCAUUCCAACCAAGCUGUUACUCCACUAGACCCCGAAUUUCCCUAAUUAGACUUGUUGUUUUCAGCUCUUAAACAGCUGCAGAUUUCAAGUUAGCCGUAACAUUUUAUAAGUGACUUGAACUCUGCAAUGUUUUAGGAGCCAAUUAAAAAAAGGCCUAAUUAAGCAAAUUAGUGGUUGAAUUAAGAACCAGUGUUCUAUAGGAUGUAGAUUAGCUAGACUGCCAUAGCAGAUCCACAGCAUAAUGGCACAGCGCGAUUGCCAUUCUCUGCUUAAGAGUUAAAAAAGAAAUGUAAUAAAGCACCAGUGUUUUGGUUCUAAUGCGGUGCGCAAUUCGUUUCUGACAGCACUCUGACACUGAGCUGAGCUGGAUGAUAUUUAAAACACCCUUUUACUAAACGAACUCUCAAUCGCCACCUUCGCUGUAAAAGAGCGAUUUCAAAUACUGCUGGGCAUCUGAGGGGGUCGUUAAGCCACUCUCUGGAUAGCUCGGCUGCUUCGGUUUCAACGACGUUGUCCUUUUCGACAGACCGUUUCAAAAGGGGUGCAAGGUGGCACAGUGGUCUAACGCCCUGCUCUGAAGAAUUACAUACCAUUGUCCUACAUAGCCAUCGAUAAAGCCACCUUGUUCUACAGAAGUGAGGUGGAGCAGUGGGCUAAUUCCCUAGUAUGCUGGGUUCAAAUCCAGCUGAUCCCAUCCGUUGUUUUCAAAGAGCUGGUUCAUUUAUAAUCAGUGUGAAACAAAGAUUUGCUGUGGG
Molecule: messenger RNA, 3182 nt
Organism: Polyodon spathula (Mississippi paddlefish)
Lineage: Eukaryota; Metazoa; Chordata; Actinopteri; Acipenseriformes; Polyodontidae
Gene: dand5
Product: DAN domain family, member 5
Exons: 2
Coding region: 62-997 (311 amino acids)
Source: RefSeq, a predicted model, not a curated record